Messenger RNA from Paramecium sonneborni, 455 nucleotides. The record is from the annotation of a GenBank genome assembly. NCBI's taxonomy places the organism in Eukaryota, Ciliophora, Oligohymenophorea, Peniculida, Parameciidae.
AUGAAAACAAUAGCAGUUAUCACAAUCCUAGUAGUAUUUGGAUUAUGUUAAACAGUAAGACUUGAUUUCAAUAGUGAAGAUUGUAACAAAUAUCUUGAAAAAUUUGGAACUGUUAAUAAUCCAAGUGGAUAGGGUUUUUCAAAGAUUGAAUUCACAGGAGAUGCUGCAUUUGUUCAAGGAACAACUAAUGUGUAAGUAAAUUUAUAAUAUUCUGAUGUUGAUUUGUUCAACGAUUCUAAAUUUUUUGGUCUUGUUAAAGAAGAUGGAAAAUCAAGACACUUGUCUUGAUCUUAAAUUAUAUAAAUUCGUUUCAAAAGAAUAUGAUGGUAACACCAUAAAAUAAUUUUUAAAUUUAAUAGAGAUAUUAUUCAUUUACUAUUUUAGGAUCUGAACUUAAUUAAAGAAUGAUUUUAGAUUCCUGAAAUACCAAAGAUUUUAUUUACAAAGGAUAUUAU